AUGCCUCCAAAGCAACAAUUAUCUAAAGCUGCCAAAGCUGCUGCCGCUAUGGCCGGUGGUAAGAAGUCCAAAAAGAAGUGGUCCAAGAACAACCACAAGGACAAGGCUCAACACGCUGUCAUCUUAGACCAAGAAAAGUUGGACAGAAUCAUGAAAGAAGUCCCAACUUACAGAUACGUCUCCGUUUCUGUCUUAGUUGAUAGAUUAAAGAUUGGUGGUUCUAUGGCUAGAGUUGCUUUGAGAGAUUUAGAAAAGCAAGGAAUUAUUAAGCCAGUUUCUAAGCACUCUAAGCAAGCUAUCUACACCAGAGCUGUCGCUUCCGAAUAA
Messenger RNA from Naumovozyma dairenensis CBS 421, 327 nucleotides. RefSeq names its product 40S ribosomal protein eS25 (gene RPS25A). The transcript has a single exon. Gene Ontology annotation, cellular component: cytosolic small ribosomal subunit. Gene Ontology annotation, molecular function: structural constituent of ribosome. The record is from RefSeq and is a predicted model, not a curated record. NCBI's taxonomy places the organism in Eukaryota, Fungi, Ascomycota, Saccharomycetes, Saccharomycetales, Saccharomycetaceae. Bases 1 to 327 code for a protein of 108 amino acids.